Molecule: messenger RNA, 777 nt
Organism: Symbiodinium pilosum
Lineage: Eukaryota; Dinophyceae; Suessiales; Symbiodiniaceae
Source: the annotation of a GenBank genome assembly
GAAUGCUUCGGUAUCUCCUGGCCCGAGGCGUUGAAGCAGGACUUGGUUUGCAAUGCAAGUGAAGCGGAAGAGAGGUUGGGUUGGACGUCCCAGCAGUUGGGAACUCACUGGGACACACUGGAGAUGGGCAUUGGCAAAGUGAAGUUCGGUGGCGGUUUCUAUUGUGGACAGCUUCAUGGUCUGUUCGUCAUCAACGGCUUCUACAUGGCCAUGCGCCAGCAGUACGUCGUGCCGGGCAGUUCGGUGUUCUGGUUCAAUGUGAAGUGGCCGACCAACGGGGAAAACGGCGGAAAACUCUCUUGGAAAAGGUUUCGUGAAGAGGUGGUGGGGAACACGGAUCCAGGGACGGCAAAGCCAGUGUCCCUGCGGGGCUACUUCUACAAGCAUUGGGACGCGCUCGGCUUGCCAGGCCAGCCUCAUGUGGGGGAAAAUGCGGUUCAUGGAUCCGCGAGCCCCUUCGAGGCGUUGGUGGAGAAGAUGAACUGGCUCGAUGCUGAUUAUGGGAGCGAUCCCUUUGGGUCCUUGCUAUCCAGCCAAGGUGUGAGCGAAGCUACUGUCAAUCGAUGGCGUCUGAAUCCGGUUGUCAAAGUGGAUGGCAGGAACACCUCACUGUUCGACUUGGUUGAAAACUUGGACACAAUUGCAUGCCUGAAGAAGGCGAAGUGUGUUUUCAAAGAGCAGCAGCAGCAGCAGCAGCAGCAGCAGCAGAAAAAGUCUCAAAAUCAUCUUCCUGUAAAUGAGAUACGCUACCUGCUGAGCACCGCAACAAAGCCGUGA